AUGUCGUCCAAAUAUGGCGCCACUUUAAAAUGGCGGACAAUUAAAUAUCACUUUGCGCUAUGUAGAUUGCCCCAAUACUCCAUGCUGCUUUAUAAGUCUCUUCGACUGGAUAUGUCGACGCGGAGCGGCGCAAACGCAAUACGUGCGCGGCGUGGGCACAAGGAGAGGUCGAAGAACUUCACGGAGCUGGAGAAACGCACCGUCCUCGAGCUGAUCGCGAGGCACCGGGACGUGCUGCGGCAGGGGCGCUCCAACAACGCCACGAAUCGCAGUAAACAGCUGGUCUGGUCAACGAUUUGCGAAGAAGUGAACAAACGCUGCGGCGGCGAACGGCCGCGCACUCCCGCGCAGGUCAAGAUGUGGUACGAGAACUAUAAGAAGAAGUGCAAGAUGCGCGCGCACGAUACGCAACUCGUAAAGACCCCAACUUCAGAAACGCCCGGCCUCCUCGACGGAAUGUUGUGGCAGAAUAUUCACCCGCUAGAUGUCAAAGUUUCAGGCGACGAAAAUGACGCAACGACCAGUGGAGAAGGCGCUCAUAGCGUAAAGGAUGAAGGACCGGUUAAUAUGUCGAACGGGCGUCUCUCAACGAACGACAGCGACGACACGAUGCCAAACGUACUUGAACCCCACGUACAAAUCAUCCCCCAAUCCUCACCCAGUCCGCCCCUAAAAUCCCUCCCUAACCCCCUGAAUCCCCUCAUCCCCAACUUACCCCUCCUAGCGAACCCCUUAGCGCUCGAACAAGCGCGUAUCCAACAAAAUUUCUUGCAAAAGCUGAACGAAUUGUCUAACACGCCGCUGAACCUCAGCCAUUUAGAUGACGAGAAACGUAAAGGCCAAGAACCGUCAGACGAGCACGGGAAACACGACUGCGGUACGGCCACGGAGGAAGAAAGGUUGUACUUUACGGCGAAGAGACAACACGCCAUCUGGGAACACGAGGCGAAAAUGAAAAUUUUAAAUAUGGAACUGAGGCAGAAGGAGGAGAUCUUCUCGCUUCAAAAGCAGCUCUUCCUCAUCGAAUUGCGUCUCAAAAUGGACUUCCUGGAGAAGGCCAGCGCCAAAUGA
Messenger RNA from Leptosia nina, 1071 nucleotides. The record is from the annotation of a GenBank genome assembly. Lineage: Eukaryota; Metazoa; Arthropoda; Insecta; Lepidoptera; Pieridae.